AUGCAAAGACACGGAGGCAGGUUCGUGGCGAAUCUGGAUGGCGAGGCUAAAAAGUUGCCCAGGGAGCCGGUAGUGUGAGUGCGCGAGCCAGCGAGCGAGCGUGGCAUACCAGCGUUGCCAUCGUCAUGUCCAAGGAGUUUGCGUCCCCCCUACUGCUGGCUCAUAUGCCUGCCUGUCCCCCCUCGGCCCCCCCAUCCAGCGUCUGGAGGAGACAGCGCGCGUCUGCGGCAUCGUCGGCAGGAGCGGAUAGCAGCAGCAGCAGCAGCAGCUCGUCCUACAAGGUGCUCAAAUGGGUCAAUACGGGACACACUGUCACCUUUCCCGAAAGCGCAGACGAACCUAGAGGUGAAGAAGCGCAGGCUGAAGUAGCUGCUGUAGAAGCAGAAGCGCUUGCCCAAGCAGAAGCCCAAGCAGAAGCAGUCCAAGUGCAGGCAGAAGCAGAAGAAGAAGAAGCAGCUGCGCACAGUCACAAUAACGGCAACACGAGCGCAGAUACGACAAUGGACCUUCAUGAUCGGAUCGGUCAAGCGAGCGGAGAUGCGAGCGGCGGCGGUGCGAUGCAAGUGGAUGAACAAGUCGAUCUUGGCGCGCCUGCCGCAUCGCCCGGUGUGCAGCCCGUCUCGCAGUCCAUCACCCAAUCAUCUACUCCUCUGCUCCCGAGCAGCAGCAGCAGGAGCAGCAGCACGACCGGCGAAGCUCAAGUGCAAGUGAGCGCAGAGCUUCAUCCAGCUCCUUCGGCUUCCAAUCUGCUCUCGACGGGCGGUGGGGGUGUGGAGACGGCGGCGGGCAGUUCGGCAUCGCACGCGGCAGCAGGUGCGGCGGACGAGAACCCACCGGCAGAUGCUGAGCUGGAAGGAGUAAGCUUGCUCGGUGUGGAUGAGAGGGAUGCCCAAUUGCCAAAGUUGGACGAGGAAGCUACGCAGGGCUCGUCGGGUGCACAACGAGCCAUCUCGCCGAAUACGGCGCAACAGCCUGCUGCUGCUGCUGCUGCUGCUGCUCAGCUGUAG
Molecule: messenger RNA, 1007 nt
Organism: Ceraceosorus bombacis
Lineage: Eukaryota; Fungi; Basidiomycota; Exobasidiomycetes; Ceraceosorales; Ceraceosoraceae
Source: the annotation of a GenBank genome assembly